Molecule: messenger RNA, 1734 nt
Organism: Microplitis mediator
Lineage: Eukaryota; Metazoa; Arthropoda; Insecta; Hymenoptera; Braconidae
Product: eukaryotic initiation factor 4A-I-like
Exons: 2
Coding region: 190-1431 (413 amino acids)
Biological process (GO): cytoplasmic translational initiation
Cellular component (GO): cytoplasmic stress granule
Molecular function (GO): RNA helicase activity; translation initiation factor activity; ATP binding
Source: RefSeq, a predicted model, not a curated record
UUGUUCAUUUAACGUCGACCACGUUGAGGCAUUUGCAAGUGACUAGUACUUGUUAAAUAAAAAUUAAUUUUUUAACAUAUCUACUGGAAAAGUAAACACAUUCUGUAUUCACAGAACAUAAAUAUCAGCUUUGAUAAAUUCAUAAUCAAAAACUUGGUUAUUUAAAAGGUAUCGAGAUUUUAAGUCAAGAUGUCAGAUAGCGAACGCAGAAUUGAUGACGAAUCGAAAAAUGGUCUUGGCGACAGCGAAGGGCCCCCAGGAAUGGAGCCAGAUGGCGUGAUCGAGUCCAAUUGGGAGCAGAUCGUCGAGAGCUUCGACGACUUGAACUUGAAGGAUCAGCUUCUUCGUGGUAUCUACGCUUAUGGUUUCGAAAAACCUUCGGCUAUUCAAGCUCGCGCUAUUCUCCCGUGCAUCAAGGGACACGACGUGAUAGCCCAAGCCCAGUCUGGUACUGGUAAAACCGCAACAUUUUCAAUCUCCAUUUUGCAACAAAUCGAUACGUCGAUCAAUGAGUGCCAGGCACUUAUUCUCGCUCCAACUCGUGAGCUUGCCCAGCAGAUUCAGAAGGUAGUCAUUGCUCUUGGAGAUUUCAUGAAUGCACAGUGUCAUGCUUGCAUUGGAGGAACUAACGUGCGUGAUGACAUGCGCAAAUUGGAACAGGGAGUUCAUGUUGUCGUGGGAACUCCUGGUAGAGUUUACGAUAUGAUAAAUCGACGCGCACUGCGUACCAACAACAUCAAGAUGUUUAUUUUGGAUGAAGCUGACGAGAUGUUGUCUCGUGGAUUCAAGGAUCAAAUUCACGAUGUCUUCAAGUUACUUCCGACAGAAGUACAAGUUAACUUGCUGUCUGCUACCAUGCCGACUGAUGUAUUGGAAGUAUCGAAAUGUUUUAUGCGCAACCCGAUUAACAUUCUUGUCAAAAAGGAACAACUGACACUUGAAGGUAUCAAGCAAUUUUACGUCUUCGUUGAGAAGGAAGACUGGAAGUUGGAGACUUUGUGCGACUUGUACGAUACUUUGAGUAUCACUCAGGCUGUAAUUUUCUGCAAUACUCGUCGCAAGGUCGACUGGCUCACUGAGAACAUGAAGAACCGCGACUUUACUGUCUCAGCCAUCCACGGAGAAAUGGAGCAGAAAGAGCGUGACACGAUUAUGAGACAAUUCCGUACUGGAUCUUCUCGUGUUCUCAUCACGACAGAUAUUUUGGCGCGUGGUAUUGAUGUCCAGCAAGUAUCGCUUGUCAUAAAUUAUGAUCUUCCAUCAAACCGUGAGAAUUACAUCCACAGAAUCGGACGUGGUGGUCGUUUUGGACGUAAAGGAGUAGCCAUUAAUUUUAUAACUGAAGAUGAUAAACGCACUCUGAGCGAUAUCGAGCAAUUUUACAACACCCACAUCGAUGAAAUGCCAAUGAACGUUGCAGAUUUGAUCUAAGUCUUGCUAUUGGCUAUAAUUUACUUAGAUAGUUUUAAUUUUUGUAUAUCAAUAUUGAAAAAUAAUCCAUUUAAAUAUAGCUCAAUUUUUCAUUUAUUCAAAUUUGAAUUUUCAAAAAUACGACAAUUUUUAUAUUAUUUUUUACAAAUAAUAUAAACUGUUACUAUUUUUGUAAAAUAACUGAAAAAAAUGGUCAAGUUAUUCUAUAAAUAUAAAAAAAAUAAGUACAGUUUUACAAUCGAUGCUCCAAUAAAUUAUUUAAAUCGCAAUUAUACUGAAUUAUUUCUUCAUAAUUAUUGGUAA